Messenger RNA from Mycotypha africana, 501 nucleotides. RefSeq lists its product as uncharacterized. The transcript has 2 exons. NCBI's taxonomy places the organism in Eukaryota, Fungi, Mucoromycota, Mucoromycetes, Mucorales, Mycotyphaceae. The record is from RefSeq and is a predicted model, not a curated record. The coding region runs from base 17 to 391 and encodes 124 amino acids.
AGCACCAGGUUUGCAAAUGCUCCAACAAAGAGUACUACCAUAUGACUGGAAGCACCAGAUUUUCAGCACGCUUGGAAAAAAGAAUAGCCGACUCCAUCAAGCAGAUGAAACUGAGAUCCCAACCGCCAAGACAGGUUAUCCUCAGCAAUAUGAUAACCAUAUAAGAUACAUAUUGCAGCAUAUUGAGCCUCUCUUUUCUUUCUACGGUGCUGGUGCUGCUGAAGAUAGGUUCCGUCUCUGUCAAGGUCGGCAGCGUGCAGCCGAUAACAUGGUCGACAUGCUUCUUGACGGAACAAGCAAUUACAAUGAGGAUCUGCGAGCGAGGAAGAGGGGCAGUCGCAAGAAGAAAAAGAAAAAGGAAACGACUACUCGAAAAUGGAGAAGAACGUAAGAAAAAUUGCAGAGACUGAUGAAGUUGAAGGACAGAAAGAACCAAACAAAAAGAUCAAAGGCAUGGGAAAGGGAGACAAGUGGAAGCAGAAACCCUUCGAAGUAGGCGAC